This is a messenger RNA of Acyrthosiphon pisum (pea aphid), 987 nucleotides long. RefSeq lists its product as uncharacterized. The coding region runs from base 332 to 964 and encodes 210 amino acids. Lineage: Eukaryota; Metazoa; Arthropoda; Insecta; Hemiptera; Aphididae. The record is from RefSeq and is a predicted model, not a curated record. The transcript has 3 exons.
CUCAAAUACUUUACAGGACUGUAAAUACAUUAUACUAUAUAGUAAUGUAAAAAGGGACGCAGGUGUACAGUAACUGCUACCUACCUACCUAUUGUAUGCUAAAGUGGUUUUUUGAGAGGGAGUAUUGGACACAGACAACCUGUGGACCAGAAGAUCAAGCGAUCAACCACCAAACCGUGUUCUGACGUCGCAGUGAAACGACCGCACUUGUCCAGACAUUUUACAAGUUACGAUUCGUACGUCUUUUGCAUUCAAUUGACCGACACAUUUUUUACUACCUAAAACUACCAAUUGUCGUGAUACCGAUAUAUUAGCUGAAUAUAUUUUAAACAUGGAUGAAAUGAAACAACUAGCAGAAGCAUUAAUGCAGUGUAAAUCAUUCAAAGAGCGACAAGAACGUCUGAGUGAAUCUCUCGAUCAUCUGUCAUUUAACUAUCCUGAUCUAUACAUAAUGUUGUACAGAGAGAUGAAAAAAAGAGAACUACAUUCUAAUGAUCCAAGUAAAAUUACUAAAUGGUUAAAUAAUCCAUCAUCAAAAUCAUUUGUAAAACUUCAUGAAGCAUUGAUGUUGGUAAAAAAUAACAACAUAAUGGCCAAAGAGGAGUAUAUGUACAAUUUAAGACUUAUGCUAAACGAAACAAUUGAAAAUGGUACCAACAUUGAGAUAGCAGUGAAAAUAUGUCAUUUGAUUGAAAAAUCACCAAACUUAACCAUCAUUCACGAGAAUUUGAAACAUCUAAUUCUCCAAGUAAAUCAACUGAACAACAGUCAACGCCACAUGCCAGCAGAAACCUCGACAGGAAACUUUUGGCCAAAUUAUUUUAGACCCCCACAAAUUGAUCCUUUUCAACAAUUUAAUAUUCGGCCUGCUCAACAGCUGAAUACCCCUGUUUGGCCAAACAUUCCGCAACCGACAAAUUUAAUAUCAGCUCCAGGUCAACCACACUUUAGAAGUAAGAAUUAAUCAUUGACCAAGCUGCACACAAC